Molecule: messenger RNA, 2354 nt
Organism: Salvia hispanica
Lineage: Eukaryota; Viridiplantae; Streptophyta; Magnoliopsida; Lamiales; Lamiaceae
Product: cyclic nucleotide-gated ion channel 4-like
Source: RefSeq, a predicted model, not a curated record
UAAUAAUAUUAUAAGAAUAUCCUCCACCAUAAAAUAAAACCUCAACAUGAAAAAAAACAAAACUCCAAAUUAACUCCAAAAAAAAACAAAGCCGUGAAAUCGACGUAUAACCACAGGGCCAUUUCCGUAAUUCCACACCUCAUCUUCUCCUUCCCCAUAUCUGCAAUCAAAAUUCCUUCAUCUCGCCUUUCACCAACCUAGUAUUCCACCAGAUUCAAAACUCAAUCCCUAAAUCCACCCCCAAAAAACUCAAUCAGCCAUGCCGAAUCGCCGCCAGCAGCAAGGCUCCGGCUACAAUUACGCCACCAGCUCCGAUUCCGAAUUAGAAGAGGAAGAGGAAUUGGAAGAAGAGGAAGCUACCAAUUUGGAAAUCUGCGGCCGCGAUUGCGGAUUCCGCGGCCGCCAGUGGCGGCUCUGGGGCGGAGUCCUCGACCCCAGGGCCGCGUGGGUGCAGGAGUGGAACCGGUUAUUCCUCCUCGUCUGCGCCGUGGGGCUGUUUGUGGACCCGCUCUUCUUCUACACGCUGUCGAUAAGCGAGAGCUGCAUGUGCCUCUUCGUCGACGGGUGGUUCGCCGUCACCGUCACCGUCCUCCGCUGCAUGAUCGACGCGCUGCACCUCUGGAACGUGUGGCUGCAGUUCAACAUGAACCGCAGCCCUGACGACCGCAGAGCGCAUGACCGCGCCACGGUCGCCUUCAAGUACCUCAAGUCGCGCAAGGGCUUCUCGUUCGACCUCUUCGUCAUCCUCCCCUUGCCCCAGAUAGUAAUCUGGGUGAUCAUCCCAAAGCUUCUAGAAAGAGGAUGGACGACGGUGGUGAUGACGGUGUUGUUGGUGAUGUUCGUGUUCCAAUACUUGCCCAAAAUCUACCACUCGGUAUGUCUGCUCCGCCGCAUGCAGAAUUUCUCCGGGACCUACAUUUUCAGCUCCGUUUGGUGGGGCAUUGCUCUCAACAUGAUCGCGUACUUUGUCGCAUCCCACGCUGUAGGGGCGUGCUGGUACUUGCUCGGCAUCCAACGAGGUGCGAGAUGCUUGAGGGAUCAAUGCAUGACGACCAAAGGCUGCGACAUAAAGAUGAUGGCAUGUCAACAUUCAAUUUACUAUGGGAAUAAAGAUCUCAUUAGUGAUAGAACGAGAUUCAUAUGGGGAGAGAAUAGGCAUGCGAGGUCUUCAUGCCUUCAAAAUUAUGACAAUUUCGACUAUGGCGUUUAUAAGUGGACCGUGCAGCUCGUCACCAAUAAUAACCGUCUUGAGAAAGUAUUGUUUCCUAUAUUUUGGGGACUUAUGACUUUGAGUACUUUUGGGAAUCUAGAGAGCACGACUGACUGGCUAGAAGUGGUGUUCAUCAUAAUUGUCCUCACCACUGGACUUUUGCUUGUCACAAUGUUGAUCGGUAACAUCAAGGUUUUCUUGCACGCGACAACGUCAAAGAAGCAAGCGAUGCAGCUGAAGAUGCGAAACAUAGAGUGGUGGAUGAGAAAGAGGCGGCUGCCGCAGGCGUUCAAGCAGAGGGUGCGCAACUACGAGAGGCAGCGGUGGGCUGCGAUGCGUGGUGUCGAUGAAUGUGAGAUGACUCGGAAUCUUCCGGAAGGCCUCAGGAGAGACAUCAAGUAUCAUCUGUGUUUGGACUUGGUGAGGCAGGUGCCAUUGUUCCAGCACAUGGACAAUCUCGUGCUCGAGAACAUAUGUGACCGAGUCAAAUCUCUCAUUUUCACAAAAGGAGAAACGAUAACGAGAGAAGGCGAUCCGGUGCAACGAAUGCUCUUCAUCGUGCGAGGCCAUCUCCAGAGCAGCCAAGUCCUCCGCGACGGCGUGAAGAGCUGCUGCAUGCUCGGGCCGGGGAACUUCUCGGGGGACGAGCUCCUCUCGUGGUGCCUGAGGAGGCCGUUCGUCGAGAGGCUCCCGCCGUCGUCGUCGUCCCUGGUGACGCUGGAGACGACGGAGGCCUUCGGGCUGGAGGCGGAGGACGUGAAGUACGUGACGCAGCACUUCCGGUACACGUUCGUGAGCGAGAAGGUGAAGCGGAGCGCGCGGUACUACUCGCCCGGGUGGCGGACGUGGGCGGCCGUGGCGAUCCAGCUGGCGUGGAGGCGGUACCGGCACCGCCUCACGCUCACGUCGCUGUCUUUUAUAAGGCCUCGGCGGCCGCUGUCGAGGUGCUCGUCGCUUGGGGAGGAUAGGUUGAGGCUUUACACGGCUUUGCUCACUUCUCCUAAGCCUAAUCAUGAUGAUUUUGAUUUUUGACUUUUUAUUGGGGUGUGUUGAUUUGUUGAUUUUAGUUGUUUGUGGGAUUUUGGUAUGUCUUGUUUAAUGUUGGGAAAAGUGAUGAUAUAUAAAAUCGAAUAACUAUUUAUUC